Messenger RNA from Argiope bruennichi, 1139 nucleotides. Its product is annotated as sodium channel protein 1 brain-like. Lineage: Eukaryota; Metazoa; Arthropoda; Arachnida; Araneae; Araneidae. The record is from RefSeq and is a predicted model, not a curated record. The coding region runs from base 205 to 1002 and encodes 265 amino acids. Gene Ontology annotation, biological process: sodium ion transmembrane transport; neuronal action potential; membrane depolarization during action potential. Gene Ontology annotation, cellular component: plasma membrane; voltage-gated sodium channel complex. Gene Ontology annotation, molecular function: voltage-gated sodium channel activity. The transcript has 4 exons.
CCUGUUGUGAUAUUCUUUUUUAUUUCAGGUGAGAUAGUUCAGCAAGUACUAAGAACCUCAGCUAAUUUGCUCUCUUUUGUUUAUGCAUUCCGAAUUUUGCAGGUCUUUCAUUUAUUACAUUUAGCAGACUUUUUUACUGAUCUUCGACUCCUCACAUAUGCAAUUGCAGGUUCAUUCACCUCACUUUUGCAUUUAAGUGUAUUGAUGUGUCUAGUAAUUUUCAUUUAUUCCAUUCUCGGUAUGUCACUUUUUGGACAUAUAAAACACCAUUUUUUUAUUGAUGAUUUUGUAAAUUUUGAGACUUUGAUAAACAGUGCAAUUCUUCUUUUUCGUCUUUCUACUGCUGAGGAUUGGGAUUCGGUUUAUAGAGAGCUGACAGUUGAAUAUCCAUUCUGUGAUCCAGAUAAAAUCCCCAAGGAAUGUGGAAAUAAAGUUAUUACUUCCUUUUAUCUCUUAACCUACAUUUUCUUGACAAAUCAUGUUAUUACAAAUAUAUUUGUUGCUGUCAUUUUGGAUAAUUAUAAAGAAGCUAUUGCUGAAGAAAAAUUUGUAUUUAAAGAGGACAACCUUAUAAGCUUUUACAAAGACUGGAAGCAGUAUGAUCCUACAGCAACACAGUUCAUUCCAUAUGAAAAAUUAUCUGCUUUCCUAGAUGGAUUAAAUACUGAAUUGAGAGUAGCUAAGCCCAAUCAAGUCGCACUUGUAUUCAUGGACUUACCAAUAGCACUUGGCAACAAAGUACAUUGUUUGGAUGUAUUAAAGGGUAUUAUGAAAGUUAAGUUUGAAACUGUUGAAGAUACAGAAGAAUUUCGCAAAGUUAGUGAAAGGAUGCAACUAGAAUAUGAAAAGAUGUUUCCUGAAUUAAAAGGGUCUCGUUUUGUUGAAACAACAAUGAACCUAAAAAGAAUGGAUCGAGCUGCAAGAAUAAUUCAAAAUCGACUCAAAGAAUAUAAGGAAAUAAAGGAGCUGAAGCAAAUGUAUUCAAACAUUUACAAUUCAUAAAGUCUCAACAAAAAUACUUCAUGUUUAUGGUAAGAUUUCUGCUUUCAGUAUUUGAUUAAAACUUCAUUUGUCAUUACAUUUAUUUCUAAGAGAUUAUUAAAUGUGUUUCAACAAAAUUAACUAUAUGUAAACAAUUU